AUGGGAGCUGAACUGUUGAUGGUAGAUAUGUAUUUCUCAGUGAUUCACUGUGUCCAGACGGAGAGACAGUGGAUAUUUUUGGAGAGCACAGACGCUGCCGUUGUGUGUUGCAUAACAGUCUCCUGUCAUGAAAAGCGAGCAAACAGAUGUUCCUGGGGACAAUGCAAUAACGCUUUCCCUGCUUCAGGCAGGAAGCCAAAAUUGUAUCGAACAUUUCAUGGAGAGGUGCAAAUGUUUUCUGAGUCACAUCAGCGUGUACAAUUACGCCGAUAUAAAUGGAAGCAAGCGGUGCCGAGUGGUGACGAGGAGGAGGGUUUUCUCGCUGCAAAACAGGGUGAGUUUUCACAAAUAUGCGCCUAUAUUUGUGGUGGUAUUUUAGCCGUUGUGUUUCUGUUUGCUAGCAUGUCCCUAAGGGAUCCACCGUACGAUCCUCCAUCUGUCUCAGAGCUGCUGGAGUUUCUGCUGAGAGACAGACGCCCCACUGGACACGUCAAUCAAGUCUGGCCUAACCUUUAUAUUGGAAAUGAGGUCGCCGCACGAGACAAGGCCACUCUUCACAGUAUGAGAAUCAGCCAUAUAGUAAAUGCUGCUCAUCGACCCACUGGCCACUGCCAAGCCACUGGUUUCUGUGUCAACACUGGACCUCGAUUCUACCGAGACAUGGCUGUCGACUAUUACGGAGUCGAGGCUGAUGAUGCAAUAGAGUUCAUCCUGAGCCCGUUCUUCUAUCCUACAGCUCGAUACAUCAGAGCCGCACUGGCCCAGGGAGGCAAAGUGUUAGUCCACUGCCUGAUGGGAGUGAGCCGCUCUGCCACGCUGGUGCUGGCCUUCCUCAUGAUAGCUGAAGGUCUGAGGCUACAAGAGGCGGUGACUGCUGUCAGAGCGCACAGAGACAUCUGCCCAAACCCCGGCUUCCUGCAGCAGCUCCGCAGCCUGGACAAGACUCUGGAGAGAGAAAGGAGGCGUGGACUACUGUCCCAUCCACAGUAAAUGUUGGCAGGUCACUACACGCAGGAAUUGCUUUGUUUAUUUCAGUCAUGCCGUAAACUCACAGUUCUAUUAAUCCCUGACGCGUUGUCUUACACGUCUUCAUGUAAGCUUCCAGUGCAGUGACAAACACCUGUCGACACGUGCCAGGUUCUUCCAAAGACAAUCGUAAACAACAGCCUCACCAGUUCCCGAGCCGCCGCCACUCUAUUCCUGUCACAGCAGAGAUGGUGGAGGAAGGUGUAGAGAAAGCAAAUGUGUGUGUCAGUGUGACUAAAAAUAAAGAGUUAAAGUCAGAACCGGUGGGAGCAUUUCUGUACACAAACACACAUGCUCAUUGAGAAGGCUGCACAGCUGAGGGAGUCUUGACUGAGAGAGGUCAGUAUUAUCUCUUCUUAUUGCUGUUCGAAGCUCACAUUUUAUAAAACUGUCACAGAUAAUGGAAACAAUUAAAAGCCUGGAACAUGCUUUGAAGUUGUAUAUAAGGAACACAGACUGUGAAACUUUACCAAAUGAAUUAUUUGAACUAUAAUCUAAUUCCCAUUAGCAGGUGACUGAGUGCAGUAUGAUCUAUACAUAACCGAGAAAUGACUUUGAUCUGUGCAGUCAAGUUUGCAUCUUGUAUUUAUGUUUCACCUGAUCUUUAUAUAGUAACUUUUGUUAGAACCACAUAAAUGGGCUGACUAAAAAAAUGAUUAGAUGUUGGAAGCGUUCAACGGUUUCAUCAGAUUUUAACGUUUCAAUGUUUUUUUUUUUCAUUCAUUAAAAUGGUUGGCUGCUGCACCUAUUCGGCUCUCCUUUGUAUUGAAGGAGCUACACCCACCCGCUGUCCGAUUGAGGUCAUUGCAGUAGAUAAAUAACAGUCAAGAAAUAUCUGGAAAAAGUUUACCGUGGUGUAGUGUUGUGUAAAAUGAAAUAAAAUGACAGACACUAA
Messenger RNA from Synchiropus splendidus (mandarinfish), 1921 nucleotides. RefSeq names its product dual specificity protein phosphatase 13-like. Gene Ontology annotation, molecular function: protein tyrosine/serine/threonine phosphatase activity; MAP kinase phosphatase activity. Lineage: Eukaryota; Metazoa; Chordata; Actinopteri; Syngnathiformes; Callionymidae. The transcript is spliced from 3 exons. Bases 1 to 990 code for a protein of 329 amino acids. Gene Ontology annotation, biological process: protein dephosphorylation; negative regulation of MAPK cascade. The record is from RefSeq and is a predicted model, not a curated record. Gene Ontology annotation, cellular component: cytoplasm.